Messenger RNA from Colletotrichum scovillei, 3447 nucleotides. Its product is annotated as F-box domain-containing protein. Gene Ontology annotation, molecular function: protein binding. The record is from RefSeq and is a predicted model, not a curated record. The transcript has a single exon. NCBI's taxonomy places the organism in Eukaryota, Fungi, Ascomycota, Sordariomycetes, Glomerellales, Glomerellaceae. The coding region runs from base 530 to 3259 and encodes 909 amino acids.
GCUGGCUGUCACCUCUCCGCUGGGAUUUUUUAUCCAAUUCAUUGCUUCAACAACCCGUUCCAACAACCCGCUUCAACCAAAUAUCUCUUUGAGCGAAUUAUUCACAUUGUUUAUCACGCAGCGUCAAUAUCCAGGCACGCAAAAAGCAAGUAGUUCCUUCAUCAUCAAACAUUAUUGCUAACUCUAUAGCCAGGACGACUGUGCGCCUUUUGACGAUUGCUUAGUCGACGACUCGGUCUUUGAUCGAUUUUUUGCAACCGACCAAGCGCUCCUGUAGCCACAAAGCACAAUUAUCCAGCGAACCAUUCAUUGCUGUCAUCAAUCAAUAUUCACUCGACUUUGGGACAGGCCUCUGUCAAGCACAAAUUAUUACAGCCUCCCAUCCCAUUGCCCGAAUCGUCCGACCCGACAGCCCACUGCCGAGCGACCGAUGAAUACCGAGCUCCUCCGACUCCCAAACUGAGCCUCGACAAUCAACACCAAGCCCAGCUAGCCAAGCGCACUUAUGCUUGGUUAAACAACGGUCGAAAUGAACAGAAGGGCACCUGCUUCUUCGGAAAUGCCCCGCAAACGCCGGCGGAUACGAGGACAGGGUGCCAUGGCUUCAGACCCUCCUCAGCUCACCUGGCCCAUUGGCCGGGUCCCAGUCGAGAUCUUUGACGAAAUCACAACCUACCUUUCCCGACCGGAUGUUAAGAACCUCCGCUUGGUCAAUCACGAGUUUGACAAGAUGAUUUCUUCCAAAUACUUCCGCAACGUUGUGGUUCCUUUCCGAUCGGAGAUGUACAAGGCGAGAAAGCAGAAGUACCUGGACGAUGGAGGUCAAGGCCAGCCCCAACUUGGAAAAGACACUCUCUUCUCCAGCGGCAUGCGCAUUUUCCAGUCUUUCGGCGAGCAUAUUCUUCGAUUUGCCCUGUCGCUCGAGCUGGAUGAGGAGAGCCUCGCCUACCCUCCCAUUAAACCGACUCAGCAAGCCGUUACCUCGUAUUGGGGUAUCUACCGCUGGCCUCAUGAAUCGUACAAUCGGUAUGCCGAGCUCGAGGGGCUUGAGCAGACUGCCGAUGAGACAGCAUCCAUGACGGAGGCCUUGAAGUGUCUGGUACGGGUUCAGGAACUUGGCCUGUGUUGCGAUGCUGGACUGGGCUACCUUCUGGGUCCUGAUCAGCAGCUGGAGAGCCCUCCUCUACCUCACCCGGUUUUUGGCCUUCGCAAUCUACGAUACCGAAACCUGCAGCGACGCCUAGCGCGAUCCGACUCAGACUCUAUGAACGCCCGAAAGCUCGCCUUUGAGAGUCCUCGAGAUUUCAAGUACACGGUGCUGGAGGCCAUGGUCACGAAUGCCGGGUAUACGCAGGAGCAGGCUAAGGACGCGAUUGCUAUACUCUUGAGCACCGAGAACGUCUCACUCACUAACAUUGACUUUGACGAACGUACCGCCGCCGCCACUGCCGCUGCCGCUCAUGCGGCUGCCCAUGCAGCCCAGACUACCGCUGAUGCUCGCGCCAGCGUAGCUGCUCACGCCAACCAACACAACCUUGCCAACAUUGCUCAACUCAUCGCCCAGGGUCAACCUGCCCCGUUCUUCAACGCUGCUGAUUUCGAUCCGCCUGACCAUGACGACGAAAUUGCUGAGGCGAACGCUGAGGCGAGAGCGGCGGCCACUGUGCUUAAUGAGCUCACGGCCGGCCAUCCACUACAGCCCAGGAAUUUGACUAGAGCUCAGAAGGAGAUGCUGCUGGAGCUGGAAUGGGCCCACCGAGCUCUCAUUCAGUCCUAUGUUCUCGCCCUCAUCGACAACGCUCGGAUGAACAGCUUCAGUGUUCUGACUACCCUGACGAUCGCCAAGAUUCCAAGCAGCCAUGUCUACAUGUUCCAGAGAUCGGAUUUCUGGCAGAGUCUGCCCAAUCUGACCAACGUUGCCCUUGCUGUUGUAGCCGAUUGGCGCCAGGUGUCUAAAGUCGCACCUGGUUGCGUCGAGGACAACUUCGUCUCGCCCGUCGACGCGGUGACUAAGGUUCACCGUUUGAUUCAGGACCACAUCGCAACGCAGUUCAACAUCAAGUUCCUCCAUUUUGAGUGGAUUUGCGGUGGCGAGUUUGCACCCGGCAUUACCCAGCGGAAUCAAUACGUGCUUCCUGCUCCAUUCUGCUCGCCGAUGCAGAUGGUUCAUCCUGAAGGUGCCAAGUCGCCAGACGCCUUGCUCACUCUACCGCACAUCAGACACCUUUCGCUCAAGAACUGCUACUCGGCGCCUCACGUCUUUCUGCAGGUUCUGCGGACGAUGGCAUCCGAGUCUCUGGAAAAGUUGGAACUCGAAAGUGUGUCUCUCACGGGCGCGCCCACGAGAAACCCUGUUGCCGAGAAUGCAUUUGGACCUGCACUCGUUAUUGGCCCGGCACAUGGUCCAGGCAUUGUACUUCACGGGCAUGGCCAGGCUCAAGGUGCGCAAGCCGCGGGUCAGAACCAGGCGCCUCCGUUGCCGCCGGCACCUCUUCAGCCGCAAGCCAACCCGGGUUUCGGGGGUGCGCCAGGUGUUCCGGCCGGAGUGGUGGCCCCGCAGGGCCCGCUGCAUGCUCCUGCCUUCUUGCCCGCGCAUCUGGCUGGCAUGAUGAUGCAGCAACCUCUUCCUCAUAAUGCCAAUGUGGCUAACAACGCGGCGCCGCCUCCACCUCCACCUGAUCCAAUGGCCGGCUGGGGUAGGAUGCGACUAAGACAGCCACGACUGCUGUCUUGGGCCGGCAUCAUUGAACGUCUCGCACCGACUCCACCGAUUCAAGAGAUCAUGGUCGGUCAAGGUACCGAAGAUGACGAAGAGGAUUGGGUGGACGACUUUGUUCGCAAGGAUGACGGAUUCUCGCUCUUGCCGCGGCCGCACAGUCUCGUCAGAGAGAAGGAGCGGCUCAGUAUUCACCACAUCUCUCUCAAGUCUUGCGGCUACGUGGUGCUGGACAUUCCAAUGGUUGACAAUCAUAGCAUCAUGCCAACCACCUCCCCGUGGCAAGAGCCUGCGGAAGUGACUGCGCGUCGACGGGAGCUCAUGCCCUUUAUGCAGUCCUGCGGCGAUAGGCUGGCGGCCAAGAUAACCAAUUAUCUCAGCAACCAGGAGCACUUUAACCUCUCGACCGCCUUUGGUAUGGACACGGAGUGGACCGGUGUGUACGAUGAGGAGGUUAUUGAAGCUGCGAAGAGGGAUGGUAUCGUCCACCCUGGAAGAGGACGAAUCACGGGCAUGAUUACCAAGAUGGCUGAGCAGGUUUAGCUGCACCGCUUGAUUACGAUGAAAACUGUAUAACGAACAAUUGGGAUUUGGGUGGGCUGCGGGAGUCUUUGGAAUUUUUCGGCGUUUUUGGCAAAAGAUACCACGGGCUCAAAAUUGGGACGGAAAGACGGGCGGGAUAAUGACUGGAUGAAGGACCCAUAACUCCGUAGUCACCUUAUAUUAGGAAG